AUUUAUAACUUAAUGAGCAUCACUUAGAAUCUCUCUCUCUUUUACACACACACACAGCUACAUAAGCAUUGCUUACAAACAGGUCUGUGACAGGUAUUCAUGCAUGAUUGGUUCGCUACUGUCUUUUAAUAAUGUGUUUAUAUAUUUAAAUUUAUAUUUGUGGCAUUUAACAGAUGCAGAUCCAGAAUAAUUUACAAAUGUGAUUUGAUAUUCACACAAAAAGUGCAUCCUUAUCAUUACAAAUAGGUUACAGUCCAAAAACACUUUUGAUCUCGGAUACUAGCAGAAACGAGACUCAGUGCUGAUACAUAGAUGCACAAUACAAAGAUAAAACAUAUACAUGCUUCUGCUGACAUUUUUUCCUAAGUGUGUGAUUUAAUAUUUAGAUACUUUUGGAUGCGAUGGAACUUCAGUCACUGUUUGAAGACAACUGGGCUCAGGAGGUUUGUUCCACCACCCUGACCCUCACCUGGGUGAAAGCACAGAAAAGAGUGUUGAUGUGUGUCUAACAUGUAUUAUGGAAGGACAGUGUGUCAAGCCCCGCUAUGUUUGUAGUUUGAGCAGUGUGGAUUUGCUGUUGUAUGAAGGGUUAAGAGGAGUAAUAGCAUUGCUUUCAGGAUCACUGAGGGCACUAUGGAGCCUUUACUGUUAACCUCUCCUGCUCUAAAAUACUAUAUUACAUUGUCUUUGAAAAACUGCAAUUUGAUGUGGGACACACCAAUUUUCAAAUAAUGUUUCAAAAUGGGUAACCUUGUAUUUCAAGUCAAUGUUCCGAGGGCUUGUACACUUUAGAAAAUUGUGCUUGCAGACAGACCAUCCAGAAGAUGUUCUAUACCACUAAUAUUACUUGGCUCUUGUUUAUUUUAGCUUCAUUAGGAUAGUCUGGUUUAAAUUGACAUCUUUUUUUUUUCUUUUUUUUUUUUUUUUAAUGGUCUACUCAACUUGAUCUCUCUAUUACUGUAGUAGUGUACUUCAUACUUCAGUAGUGUGUAACUGGCAGGAAACCGGUUGUCUUACUCUUUCCUUUCCAUUGGUGCCCUCCAAUGGCAGUAAUGGGUAUCAAAGGGUCUGUCCCAAACCUCUGACAGGGAGGAGGAGAAGAGGUGGUCUGAUUGGAUCUCUCGCCGCAAGAUGUGUGAACACACAUACGCAGAACUGCAGCUUUCAGUCAGAAUGUGCGGUCAGAGCUCUGUAACUUUAAAACAACCAAAGAUCAAUGAGAGGCAAAGGCAUAAUAGGAUGAGUCAGCAUGCUAAAUCUCUAGUUGUCCUCGCUUCUGCUUUGUUUUGGCAGCUCGCGCGUGCCUACAAGCCGUUCCACGUUCCUGGGUGUUAUGGGAGCGCGUGUAAAGUAACGCUGCUUUUAAAGCAUAAGUUCUGUAUAUCACACUCCAUUCAUUUUACACAGUUUAUGUUGUACGAAGCGUUCCAUAACACACAUACACACUCUCAUAAAAUGGCGUGUGUAUGUUUGGGUGGGUAGAUGUGUAGCUUGUUACGUCAUUCUAGAAUAAAAUCCUUACCUGUCAUGACAGGGUAAAAAACCGGUGACAGUGCAAUGAGGCGCUGAAUGAACGCUAUAUGAAUUUUAAAAUCUAAAUAUGAAAUUUAAUUCUCCAUUCGAAUCCGAAACUAGGCGUUUAGCAAUAUUAUAAGGGAAAAUGCAGCGUCGUUAUGGAAACCACUUUGGAUCAAUGUGUCUAUGCGUCUUGUCUGUUUGUUUCGGAUGACACGACUGUAAUUAAGAUGGGGGGAAAAUGAUUUACGUCACAGCUUUAAUGUCACUCUUAAAUAUAUAUUCAUCAACAUUUAAAGGUAAUAAGAAUAAACUCGUAUUAUGAGAUAUAUUUUAUUCAAUAAAUCUUAAUGCCAGCGUCGCAUAGUACAAACUGCUUUUUACAUAUGACACUCAUUAUUAUGAUCAUUUCCUUUAUAGUAAAAAAAAAAAAAACGGAAAGAAAACUCAGCUAUGAAGCCGUAUCACAAGUAGCUUCCAGGUCAGGUUGUCUGUGAUGUGGUCCUAUGGUGCUGAAAGGACAGCGCCCGUAACCUUUACCCUGGGCGUGGCAACGCGCCUCACAAAUCGGACAUUCAUUUUCAUACCUCGUAUCUAGAAGUCACAGCGAACAUAAGACAUCAUAGGAAAGUUUGCCGUGCUCCAUUUGUAGCCUUUAGGUUUUUUCCUCUUUUGAGAAUCGGGUCUGACGGCGUAGGCGGAUGUACUCGCAAUAAGUCACUCCACACAAAGGGCACCGCGACAAGUCACCGAGAACAAUAGUAAAUCCUUAGGUAUGAAAAUAAUGUCUUUGUAACUCGGUGGAACCGUGACAUUUCAGGGCACACUCCGCUACCCUCUCUCCGAGGCUAAACCACCUCCUCACCCUUCGGGUACCAAGCUUCCACGACAUCUUCCUGGGAGUUGGCAGAAGCUCAUUUUGACAUGUCUGCCGGUGAUGUACCUGCUUUUUUCAAGAGCAUGGGUUCCUCUAGCCCCAGUCCACCACGGCAAAAAUUCUGUGGCAUGUUCUGCCCUGUGGAAGGUUCCACAGAGAACAAAACGCUGGAUUUUGACUCGCUGUCCUCGAGAAGCAGCUCGGUGGGUGUGCAAGUGAUAGAAAGGCAGAGGGAGAUCUCCCAGCCGAGGAAGGUGGAGAUCCGUAAAAGUGCAGGCAAAGAGUUACUGCAGAACCUCAAUGACAAGAGUGAGCGUCUACUAAUUAAAGGAGCCAAGAUCGUGAAUGAUGACCAGUCCUUGUUUGCAGACAUCUACAUGGAGGAUGGACUUAUCAAGCAGAUUGGGGAGAAUUUGAUAGUCCCUGGUGGAGUUAAAACCAUUGAUGCCCAAGGGCGGAUGGUUAUGCCAGGGGGCAUCGAUGUUCACACACGCUUCCAGAUGCCAGACCGAGGCAUGACUGCUGCUGACGACUUCUACCAGGGCACUUGUGCUGCUCUGGCAGGAGGCACCACCAUGAUUAUUGACCAUGUGGUGCCAGAAUGUGGGAUAGGGCUCCUAGCUGCAUUUAAUCAGUGGCGGGACUGGGCCGACAGUAAGUCCUGCUGUGACUACUCCCUCCAUGUGGACAUUACCGAGUGGCACAGGGGCAUCCAGGAGGAUAUGGAGACACUCGUAAAGGACCACGGGGUGAACUCUUUCCUGGUCUACCUGGCCUACAAAGAUGUUUUCCAGCUGACCGAUUCUCAGAUCUAUGAGGUGUUCAGUGUGAUCCGUGAUCUGGGUGCUGUCGCGCAGGUUCAUGCUGAGAAUGGAGACAUCAUUGCUGAGGAACAGCACAGGAUUCUGGACCUGGGCAUCACUGGACCUGAGGGUCACGUGCUGACUCAUCCAGAGGAGGUGGAGGCAGAGGCAGUCAAUCGCUCUGUGACAGUGGCCAAUCAGACCAACUGCCCACUCUACAUCACCAAGGUGAUGAGCAAGAGUGCGGCUGAUGUCAUCGCCCAGGCCCGGAAGAAAGGGACUGUAGUGUUUGGCGAACCGAUCACUGCAAGUCUGGGCACAGACGGCUCACACUAUUGGAGCAAGAACUGGGCCAAGGCUGCAGCUUAUGUGACAUCCCCGCCCCUGAGUCCUGACCCCACGACACCCGACUAUCUCAGCUCCCUGCUGUCCUGUGGGGACUUGCAGGUGACUGGCAGCGCCCACUGCACAUUCAGCACGGCCCAGAGAGCUGUGGGUAAAGACGACUUUACCCUCAUCCCAGAGGGCACCAAUGGCACAGAGGAAAGGAUGUCAAUCAUCUGGGACAAGUGUGUGGUGACUGGUAAGAUGGAUGAAAACCAGUUUGUGGCUGUGACCAGCACCAACGCAGCUAAGAUCUUCAACUUGUACCCACGUAAAGGCCGUGUCGCUGUGGGCUCUGAUGCGGAUCUGGUCCUGUGGGACCCUGACAUCACCAAGAUCAUCUCUGCCAAGAGCCACAAUCUGGCGGUGGAGUAUAACAUCUUUGAGGGUAUGGAAGUGCGGGGAGCUCCACUGGUAGUGAUUAGCCAGGGGAAAAUUGUGCUAGAGGAUGGAACCCUCCACACAACAGAGGGCUCAGGACGCUACGUGGCCCGGAAACCCUACCCCGACUACGUUUACAAGAGGAUAAAGGCCCGCAGCCGGCUUGCUGAGUUGAGGGGUGUCCCCAGAGGCCUUUACGAUGGGCCAGUGUGUGAGGUGUCUGUGACCCCUAAGGCUGUGACUCCGGCUUCCUCAGCCAAGACGUCCCCGGCCAAGCAACCCACACAGCCUGUCCGCAACCUUCACCAGUCUGGAUUCAGUCUGUCUGGUGCUCAGAUUGACGACAAUGUUCCACGUCGCAACACUCAACGCAUUGUGGCACCCCCUGGUGGCAGGGCCAACAUUACAAGCCUGGGCUAAAGCUCUCCUCACUCUGUAGGAGACUGGGAGCUUACAGGAGUUUGGGGGGUUGGGGACGUCUGAAGGUGGUCGUUUUCCCAACACCAACUUCCAUCCAGAGCCAAAUCCUCCUUUGGGCCUGUGACUCUCCCCCUAGACCUUCUGAAGCCCCUGCACCUCCCUGCACUCUCAUCACUCUCCAUCCUCCCUCUCCUAGCGGAGAAUCUAGAGAAAAAAGAAAUAUUUGCCUCAUACGAAGAUAAAAGGGAAAAAAUUAACACUUCAUAUUUGAGCACCUUUAAUGGUAUGAUUUAGCAUUUUUAUACUGUACUUUCUACCUACCAUUUGUCAUUAAUAUUAUUUUUUGUUUAAUUUUUUUUUAUUGGACGGGUCCAGUUAGACUACGCUGAGCAGUUAUUGCUUACCAUUGUAACUUUAUUUAACAAGGUCAGCGGGGCACAGUCCUGUAGGUCAACAUUCGUCAACAGUCUUCUGUCAGUUUGUGGGUGAAAUAUCUAUAAGGAGAAGGAGGAAUGUCAAUAUUCAUAAAAAUGGGCAUACAGGAGUCAAGGUCAAAUUCAAGGUAAAUUUGAAUGUUCUUCAGUCAGCUCAUAAAAAUGGUUAUACUGUAAAAUAAACAACCCUUCUGGAUCAUGUCCAAGAAAAACAGAAUCACUGAAUGAGGUGACUGAGAUGCACAUGGUGGUACAUCACCAGACUGUGCUGUGUUUAACUCUGUUUUGUAUGCCUGUAAAGAUUUAUGACUGCAUAUAAAACCAAGUAAUGAGCAAAGCCCUGUUAAGAAAAGAGCCCCAAUGAUGUUAAACUUGGAUUCCUCUCAUUUCAGUCACAAAUUGCAUUUUAAUAUGAUCUGACUAAACGCAGCAUUGAGCUUCAUAUUUAGAAGUUGCAUUAGCAUGUUGCGAACAGUCCAUGAAAGUGGGGUGUAUUUGGCUGUAAAUGAGUAGUGCUAACCCUGACCCUAGUGUCUGGUCACGGGCUGGGGUGGCGACGUCCUGUGUGUGGAUGUGUGUCAGGGCCACUGGUGUAAUAAGAGGGUCCACUGUACUGGCAGCUACAUGUGGCACAGGAAUACGGAACAACUGGGAAGCACCAUGGAAAUUAAGGACAUUUUGGGUUUUGAGUUCCUGCUUUUUACAGCUGUUUUCUACUCGGGUGACAUGGAGAGAAUGAGUGAAACAUGGGUGUCGACUAGAGUUGGAACAUUCACUUCUGUCACUCCAGUAAUGCUAGAGCCAGUGCUGCCAUCCUGGUUUAUAACAACAAUGGUUGUAGUUGCUACCGUCAGUGCAGUUUUACAGUAUUUGCAUAUUUCAUAUGCUGCAAAUGCUGCCUUGGCCAUUGAAUGUGAUCCUUGUGAUAAUGUAGUUGUUAAGCUCACACUGAUGGAAAUGUAAAUGAAUGUCUUUUGUCUUUUAACCCUAAUCUUAGCUUUAUUAUCUGUGCCUAAUGUCACAGAAGUGUACGGAGUGUUUUUUUAGACCAAUUUUGUUCUUUUUGCUAAACUUAUUGAUGAAAAAGAAGGCUAUAGACAUAAAAUAGCCAAUGUUAACCGAUGCAAAGGUGCCAGAUUCCUCUUCCCUAUCCAUCUUCACAGUGCUUUCAAAGUCUGUGAGUCUGCAGUGGACUGCCCACGGGUGUAGUGUCCAUGAUAGUAAUGUUAGUGUAAUGACUGAUGUGUAUGCAACUUUGAUGCAUAAUGUGAGAACUGCUACACAUUAACCAAUCAGUUUUUUUCUGCAUCAUGGUGGCAAACAGCUGCAGUCUUGCCCCAAAUGAAGGGCCAAGCUGUGAAAGUGGAUGCUGGACCAUGCAGUGUGUAAUAUGGUUGUAGUGUAGUGGGCAAAGAAAGUGCUGUGCUGGAUUGAGUAUACUUCCCUAUGUUUCUCACGAGACCCUAAGCAAUUCCACCCGUCCAUUUUUUUCUGUUUUGUGUAUUCUGUUUCUCAUUUAAUAAACCCAUCAUACAUGUUUUUUCCCUCUCCUUUA
Messenger RNA from Electrophorus electricus (electric eel), 6369 nucleotides. RefSeq names its product dihydropyrimidinase like 2b (gene dpysl2b). Gene Ontology annotation, cellular component: cytoplasm; cytosol. NCBI's taxonomy places the organism in Eukaryota, Metazoa, Chordata, Actinopteri, Gymnotiformes, Gymnotidae. The record is from RefSeq and is a predicted model, not a curated record. Gene Ontology annotation, molecular function: hydrolase activity, acting on carbon-nitrogen (but not peptide) bonds, in cyclic amides.